ACGAAGUACUUGAAGUGUUCGAUUUUCAGGGACUCGGUAUUGCGGUGGAUGGAGAUCCGGACUUGCUGCGGUGUUUACUGGAGAUUUUCCUCAACAUUUGGGAAGAACAGAUGCUUAAUUCAGCUAAAUGAAAAGCAGUUUUCUUUUUCCUGCCACAGACGCGCGUAGCUGUACUGAUUCUUUGGUGAUGGUUACGAAACAUUUGGAUGACCCCUCCUUAGAUUAGUUGAUGCCAUUCUCACCAGUGCGCUGAAACCAAUUUCCCGAUUCACCACCGUCAUAGACAACAAAACACUUUCGUUUGAAUGUUAAAGGGCAAGUUGCAAUGUCUGAUUUCAAGAAUACAGAUACUGAGCCCCCCGCUGUAGUUUCUCAGUCGCCCCAGGGUCUUGCCAUCCGUGAUCCAGGGGUUUUAUCAUCAAGCCAAAGUUUUACUGAAAUUGAAUUUGUUAAUCGUCAUACAGUUGAUAUUGGGAUAGGAGAUACAUAUGGCGAUGUUAAACUUGCCGGUAAAGGAAGAGAUAGACGCCAUCAUCACCAUCGCCACCACCAUCGCAAUGGCUCGCAUCGCAGCUUCGACGCCCCGGAUGGUGUACGUGACGGCUCACGUGACAGUUUACGUGACGGCUCACGUGACAGUUUACGUGACGCUUCUCGUAGCUCAAACCGUGAUAGUUCUCGAAACGGCUCACGACACUCCACGCGCAGGCGCUCUAGAACUCGAUCAAUUCGUGAGCAGGAUCCAGAUAGGCCAGUCACCCCUCCUGGGGAAAGGGUAAUCAGAAUUCUUGGGGAGGAUCAGUCCACUGGGGAUCUAGGUUUAACACCAAAACCUAUAUUUUCCGAAAUGGAGGAGUUGCUUUGGGAAAAUGGGGAUUCAGUGUGGCGCGAAACUGCACGUUGGAUAAGAUUUGAAGAAGAUGUAGAAGAAUCGGGUAACAGGUUCUCAAAACCCCAUGUUGGGACAUUAUCACUCCAUGCUUUGUUUGAGUUAAGAAGCUUCCUGUUAAAUGGUGCAUUAUUGUUUGAUGUCGAUGGGUCAACGCUAGACCAGAUAUCAAGCAUUGUCGUUGAUCGAAUGAUCUGUACAGGGAAUCUGGCCCUGAAGCAUCGUGACAAGGUGAAGGAGACGAUAUUGAAGAGACAUAGGCACGCGUUUGAAAGGGAGAAGAAGGAGAAAGACGAGAAGAAAAGGGACGAUGAUAGAAAAUGGACUGAGCAUGGAACCAGAAGUAGAAGUGAACCAAGUGGACUGAUGAAACUUCCAAUCAUCAGAUCAUUUGGAAGCCGAGCUUCAUUCGCAGCUGACAACCAUAGCGAUAGCAGCAGCUUGAUGAAUCAUGAUCCUUACAUGCUUGGUAAAGCAAACAUUCAUUUCAUGAAAAAGGUACCACCUGGUGCAGAAGCAUGUAACAUCCUUGUUGGUGAAGUGGACUUUUUAGACAACCCAGUGGCUGCCUUCAUUAGACUUUCGUCAGCCAAUGAGCUUGGUGAUUUGACAGAAGUUCCUGUACCAACUAGAUUCAUCUUUCUUCUUCUUGGAACUGUUGGAAACCUAAGAAGAUACCACGAAGUUGGAAGGGCCAUCGGUACCUUGAUGUCAGACGAGGUCUUUCAUGAAAUUGCCUACAAGGCUGCUAAAACAGAGCAUAUCAUUGCUGGCAUUGAUGAGUUCCUUGAUGCAGUCACAGUCUUACCCCCUGGUGAGUGGGAUCCGUCAAUCAGAAUCGAGCCCCCAGAUCACCUUCCCUCACAAGAAGGAAGAAAAUUCCGUCAACAGGAUGUUUGCUGUCAGCCUUCAAAGGUUGAUGAGGAAGAAGAAGAAACGAAAAUGCGCGAAGAAGCUGGCCUGGUUCGGUCCGGAAAGUUUUUUGGCGGUCUUAGAAAUGACAUUAAGCGAAAGAAGCCCUGGUUCAUAUCUGAUUACAAGGACAGCUUGUCUGCUCAAUGCAUCGCAUCAUGGCUAUUUCUGUAUUUUGCUUGUCUCACUCCAAUUGUCACUUUUGGUGGGCUUCUUGGUGCUGCUACCGGUCAGCGCCUCGCAGCCAUCGAAUCUUUGCUGUCUGGUCUAAUCUGCGGAAUUGGAUACGGGCUUUUCUCUGGUCAACCACUGACAAUCCUCGGAUCUACUGGCCCAGUGCUUGUGUUCGAGUCGAUAUUUUAUGAAUUCUGUGAGUCCGUAAAGUGGGACUACUUAUCGUUCAGGUUGUGGACUGGGAUAUGGAUCGGUAUCUUUCUCAUAAUAUUGGUGGCAACAGACUGCAGUGCUUUCGUCUGUUAUAUUACCAGAUUCACUGAAGAGAAUUUUGCCACGUUGAUUGCCUUCAUUUUUAUGUAUGAAGCCAUCGACAAACUUCUUAAGAUUCGCCUCGAUUACCCAAUACACCCUCCAUCGGAUGGCAUGAAUUGUUAUUGUAAAGCCCCUUUAAAUGAAACACUGAGAGAAAUGUACGACUGGUCGGCGGUUGCAAACUCAAACUGCACCAAUGUUGGUGGUGCUUUGUCAAGUGGCUGUUCUUAUGAGCCAAAUGUCUUUUUUAUGUCGGUUCUCCUUUUCUUUUUAACUGUGAUCAUAACAUUCAAGCUGAAAGGCUUCAAAGAGAGUUCCUUCUUUCCAACAAUCUUCAGGAAGUUCGUCUCAGAUUUUUCAGUCAGUCUUGCAAUAACCAUUAUGACACUGUUCGAUUAUCUCGUCAGUGUUAAGACCCCGAAGCUCCUUGUUCCAGCAAAUUUCGCACCCACGUGGCCAGGACGUACCUGGGUUAUCCCAAUUUUAAACGGCAAUCCUUGGUGGACCAUUAUCGUUGCGUUUAUACCGGCUUUGCUUGCAACAAUUCUAAUUUUUAUGGACCAACAGAUCACUGCUGUCAUCGUGAAUCGACGCGAGAAUAAACUUAAAAAAGGCUGUGGGUAUCAUCUUGACCUCUUCGUCUUAGCGUUUCUGGUCGUCAUAUGUUCAGUCUUGGGCCUCCCGUUUUUUGUCGCUGCAACUGUCCUGUCAAUCAACCACGUUAGUUCAUUGAAGCUAGAAAGCGAGACGGCGGCGCCUGGAGAAAAGCCUCAGUUUCUCGGAGUACUAGAACAAAGGGUCACCCAGUUGCUGAUCUUCUCCACCAUUGGAAUUUCAGUGUUCUUAGUGCCAAUUCUGAAACUGAUUCCAAUGCCUGUGUUGUAUGGUGUUUUCUUGUACAUGGGAGCAUCAAGUUUGAAUGGCUUGCAGUUUGUAGAUAGGCUGAUGAUUAUGUUGAUGCCAUCGAAAUACCAACCAGAUCUUCCUUUCUUGAGGAAAGUCCCAAUAAAGCGUGUGCACAUAUUCACCAUGGUACAACUAGUGUGCUUGGUUCUCUUAUGGGUGAUUAAAUCAGUCAAGCAGACAAAGAUGCUCUUCCCAGUCAUGUUAGUCGUUCUUAUCGUGAUUCGCAAGCUCUUGGAUCGAUAUUUCUCCAGGCAGGAGCUCCAGUCCCUCGACGAUAUCCUGCCAGAAUUCAAGAGAAAGGAGCGAGAUGAGGAAGAGGAAUGUGCAAAUGACGAGGAAGAUGACACGAAGAAGCCACCACUAUCACCUGAUGGACAGGCCAACCUCAAGAUCCCGAUGGUGUCUGGGAAUAUUAUGAAGAUAUCCGUUCCGGUGGAAGAUCCAAUCAACAUUUCUGAAGAAGUGAAAAGAUGUGGCGUCUGGAAGACAGUGAAUUCUUCCAAUGAGCUCGCAGAGAAGCAAGGACACAAGCGACAUGGCAAAAAGAGUAAACGGCCCAAAGAACAUCACAAGUCGAACAAAAACCCGAAAUUGUCGGAAAUUGAAGAAGAGAGCUUUCUCAAACCUUCAUUUGAUCGUGAUGAUGAUGAUGAUGAUGAUGACGAUUCUCAUGGUGAAUUCAUAACAAUCAAGAUCGAUAAAGCGUCACCUGCAGUCUCAACGAAUAAUAUAAAAGACGAUGGGAUGGAAUCCGCGACUGCUGAGGAAACAGUCUAAUUGAAAUCGAGGCAGUGUAAUUGAAAUCGAGGCAGCAAACUGCAGAUUUUUAACAAAAGGAAUUUGAUAUUAUGCUAACUGUUGCGAACGGCUUGAGUGUGAUAAUGAAUAUAAAUAUAUAUAUGAUUAAGCACCCAGUUCCAUAGGCUUCGUCUCGCCUCUAUUUUAGUCUCCCUCCUUUUUUCUUUGUUUUCCGAUUGUGUCAUAGCCAUUUUCAUUUCCAGAACACACGUGGCUCUAUCUCUGGUGCCAUCUAUCCAUAAAAUAAUCAGUGGAGAGUAUGGCUUUUAUGGCGAUAACUGAAACUUUAUAUGGGGAGACACAAAGACGUCUUGUUGCCAAAUGAUAUCAUUUUUGUACUCUUUUGAUUCAAGAGAAUGUGCAUUGCUGUUACUCUGAAGAUAGUGACUGCCCCCUUGCCCUCCAUCCCCCUCCCGUAAGGAGCUCCCCCUCAAGAGUCUAUUAGUGAUUUCAACUUGCUGUAUGCAUGCAGGAAAAACCUAGUUAAAGCCAAGCUAUUAUUGUUGCAUAUAUCAGCUUGUAUACUAUAAUGUUUUAACUGUAAUCGUGUGCUAUUGCUGGCUGUUUUUGCUUGAAGACUUGAGCAUAACUGUAUGUCUCCUACUUAUUGAAAUGCACAAGACAUUAAUCGAUACGCAUUAUGCACCGUGUUGGGUAGAUAAGGGAAGUUUCAUUUUUUACUUGGGAAGGGACUGGUUACAAACACGACGGAGUUGGUUCAUGCAAUAAGAAAGUUCUACGAUUAUGUUAGCAUUUAAUAGAAUGAUAAAUUAAUUGAAAUUUUCAUCGCUAGUUAUUUAAUAUUUUGAUGUUUGUAUAAUUUGUUAGUGCUUUGUAGUGAUUAGAUUUUGUGUUUAGAUCGGCAAGCGCUCUGCAUCUUCACACAAGAUCAAUGUUAACUUAAUGCCAGAGGUGGAAGCUUGGUAACGCCAAAUGAAGGUAGGCCAUCACAAGCAGAACAUUACAAUGAUUGUUUGUGAGUAAGGUUUACAGAGCUUUAAGGUACAGUUAGCGGGAAGAAUGAACACCUACCUAGACUUUGCGUUAAUACAACGUUGGCUUUUCCAUUAGGGAGAGUCCCUUAGUUUUUACAGUAUGGAGAAUCCCUUGGCUUUCUCUGUAUGGACCAUAAGGAGCAUUUUCCAUGAAUUUCUCGUCACCUUUGACAAAAAGCUUUUUGUUGUCAAGUAUAAUGCCUCAAAUGCCCAAAUAUUCUAUUUGCCUGGACACUAUCGUCCAUUGUUAAACUCAUGACUACGAAAAAACAAAAAAUCGAUAUGCUUAACAUCCUCGUAUGCAAUUAUCGAACUAAUCUUGUUCCACCCCAUACCCCUUUUGAGUUAUACUCACUUUUUUUACUAUGAACACCUUUAUGGAACUAUCACCACGCUUAUUAUCAGAAGCAAUUCAAGAAAAACUUGCUACUACUGCUGCUCAUCUAGACAUCCUUUAUAAGAACCCAUCACAAAAUCGCCCAAGAAGUUGUCAUUGUAUUCAUAGCACACUGCAUUAGUAGCGCAGUAACUGAUAUAUCUGUACUUGAGCUCGUUUCUUUUAUCAAUGAAUAAAUAUAUCAUGCUUACAAGUUUUAUUUUUGCAUUGUCUCUGUAUGAUUGCUUUCUACGUGAUGGAAAGAGGAAUCCUUGCGACGAAAAGGUGUUCUGUUUCAUGUUAUGUUACGUGUUUAUGUUUCUAAAAGAUAGCUCUUAUAGGUAUUUAAGAACCUCUUACCCAAGAAAAGAAAUUUAGGAAACUGAUUACUAAUUUUGAGCUUUGUUUCUUAAUGAAAAAUGCGCGUGCGUGACAAGGUGAAAAGGGGGCAAAGCUAAUGUGCUCAAAGAGGCUGAGCCUCCUUUUCAAUGCCAAAAGUAACCAUUACAACCUCGUGCUAUUAUUUUCCCGGAAUUUUUUGUGAGGGCUUCCUUGUUCCUCGUGCACCCUGUGAAUGGUAUUCUAGUUACCAUUCUAUGCUCUAUAGGCUGGUUCAGAGCAAAGAAAAAACAAGCGGUUGCCAGGCGUUUAUUUUCAGGAAG
This is a messenger RNA of Rhopilema esculentum, 6027 nucleotides long. RefSeq names its product electroneutral sodium bicarbonate exchanger 1. The record is from RefSeq and is a predicted model, not a curated record. Gene Ontology annotation, molecular function: solute:inorganic anion antiporter activity; sodium:bicarbonate symporter activity; monoatomic anion transmembrane transporter activity. Gene Ontology annotation, biological process: monoatomic anion transport; regulation of intracellular pH; transmembrane transport. Lineage: Eukaryota; Metazoa; Cnidaria; Scyphozoa; Rhizostomeae; Rhizostomatidae. Gene Ontology annotation, cellular component: plasma membrane.